Vicia villosa (hairy vetch) is the source of this 774-nucleotide messenger RNA. RefSeq lists its product as uncharacterized. Gene Ontology annotation, cellular component: cytoplasm. The record is from RefSeq and is a predicted model, not a curated record. Gene Ontology annotation, molecular function: single-stranded RNA binding; mRNA binding; zinc ion binding. The coding region runs from base 1 to 774 and encodes 257 amino acids. Gene Ontology annotation, biological process: positive regulation of cytoplasmic translation. The transcript has 2 exons. NCBI's taxonomy places the organism in Eukaryota, Viridiplantae, Streptophyta, Magnoliopsida, Fabales, Fabaceae.
AUGUUAGUUGAGGAAGUUGAGGACUGGUGGCUUAGCAUUCGCCAGAGAUUGGAGGCUGCAGGAUAUCAGCAGAUCCGGCGGUUUCAUGAGUUUGUGAACAAUUGUAGGAUUUUUGAAGAGGACAACAAAGCUCAUUCGACUUACUAUAAGAGUUUGAGCGAGAGGAAGGGGAAGAAUCAGGAUCGUGGAAAGCCUUAUGCUAACCCGGUCGGUAGAAGGAAGCAGAAAGUUUCUGAUGAGAAGAAGCCAAGUGGAGGAGGAGCUCUCGCUUCGGUUAGGUGCUAUAGAUGUGGCGAGUCAGGUCACCGCUCUAAUGAAUGUGAGAACAAAGUGCUGAGAUGUUAUAAAUGUGGUAAGACAGGUUAUCGUGCUUCUGAAUGCAAGAAUGAUGGUCCAACUUGCUUCAACUGUGGUGAACAGGGUCAUAUCAGUACCCAGUGUCAGAAGCCAAAGAAAGAAGAUACUGCUCAAACUAAUGGAAGGGUGUGUGCUUUGAGUGGAUCAGAGGAUUCCAAGAAGAACAACUUGAUUCAAGGUACUUGUUUUAUUAAUAAUGUUGAGCUAAUUGCUAUUAUUGAUACUGGUGCUACUCAGUCGUUUAUUUCGCUUGAAUGUGCUACUAAGUUGGAAUUGAAUUUAUCUGAUAUGAAUGGUAGAAUGGUGAUAGAUACUCCUACUAGUGAUUCUGUUACUACCACUUGUACUUUAUUGUCUUUAUUCGUUGACGAGUUUCUGUUUAGUUACUUCUUAUACCUAAUCCAAAUGAUUUCUUAG